AAGACAAAGGCGGAAGAGGUCGACAUUUUCCUCGCUCGACCCGACUCAUUUGCUCUCUCUCUCUAGACCUCCCAAAUCUCUCUCUCUCUCUCUCUUCGAGUACAGAGCCUAAAAGAACAAAGGAAUGGAGCAGGAAGUCGGCCUUUCUGCAACUUGCACCGCCCGCUUUCUUCCUCGCCUCCUAUCCCCAUCACCCAAUUUAUUUUGAUCAUCAAAGAUAGAGAGAGCGUGUGUUUUAAAAAGGUAAAAGAGAGAGAGAGAUGCUCCUUCAUUGAUGUCUCAGGCAAAGCGGCACAGCAGCUGCUCCCCCUCGGCCACCACAAGCAGCGGCAACGGCGGCACGGGCCCCGCCAUGAAGAAGGCCAAAUCCUUAUCUUCCUCUGCAUCUCAACCCCCUUUCUCUUCUUCUUCCUCCGAUAAGCAAAACCCUCGCUUUUUAGACGAGGAUGCCAUGCUUGUCGAUCGCAAAGAUGAGGUCAUUCCCGUGCCUGCAGCGCAGGCUGUGGCGCUCAGUGCAGGGUGCAGUGGCACAGGAAUGGCUGCCAAUUUGUCGAGAAAGAAGGCGACCCCACCACAGCCCACGAAGAAGCUUGUCAUCCGCCCAUUCAAAGAUAAACCCAAAUUACCAACUAAUUUUGAGGAGGAUACAUGGGCAAAACUGAAGUCUGCUAUCAGCGCUAUACUUUUGAAGCAACCGGUGUCUUGCAGCCUUGAAGAGCUAUAUCAGGCUGUUAAUGAUCUUUGUCUUCACAAGAUGGGAGGAAACCUGUAUAAGCGAAUCCAAAAGGAAUGUGAGGAGCACAUAUCAAAAACUAUUCAAUCUUUGGUUGGUCAGAGUCCAGAUUUGGUUGUCUUUCUGUCACUUGUUGAGAAAUGUUGGCAGGAUCUUUGUGACCAGUUGUUGAUGAUUCGUGGUAUAGCCUUAUAUCUCGACAGAACAUAUGUCAUACAAACCUCCAAUGUACGCUCAUUAUGGGACAUGGGGUUGCAACUAUUUCGGAAGCAUCUUUCCUUAUGUCCAGAAGUAGAGCACAAAACAGUUACUGGUCUUCUAAGAUUGAUAGAAAGGGAAAGAUUAGGUGAAGCUAUUGACAGGGCACUCCUUAAUCAUCUUUUGAGGAUGUUUACCUCUCUGGGGAUAUACACUGAGAGCUUUGAGAAGCCCUUCCUUGAGUGUACAUCUGAGUUCUACGCUUCUGAAGGUGUGAAAUACAUGCAGCAAUCAGACGUUCCAGAUUACUUAAAGCAUGUGGAGUUAAGGUUGCAUGAAGAACACGAAAGAUGCUUUGUGUACUUGGAUGCGGCGACUAGAAAGCCACUGGUGUUGACUGCUGAGCGGCAGCUUCUUGUGAACCAUACUGCAGCGAUCCUUGAUAAGGGAUUUACUUUGCUUAUGGAUGCGAAUCGGAUUCCAGAUCUUCACAGAAUGUACGUGCUGUUUGCAAAGGUUCAUGCCCUUGAAUUACUACGUCAUGCUCUUAGUUCGUAUAUCAGGAGUACUGGGCAAAGUAUUGUUAUGGAUGAAGAGAAAGACAAAGAUAUGGUCUCCUGUCUUUUGGAAUUUAAGGCUCGUCUUGAUACAAUAUGGGAACAAAGCUUUAACUAUAACGACGUGUUCUCUAACACCAUAAAAGAUGCAUUUGAGCAUCUCAUUAAUCUCCGCCAGAACCGGCCUGCUGAGCUAAUUGCAAAGUUCCUGGAUGAGAAACUUCGUGCUGGAAAUAAGGGAACAUCAGAAGAGGAGUUAGAGGGUACCCUAGACAAGGUUCUGGUUCUUUUCAGAUUUAUCCAAGGGAAAGAUGUAUUUGAAGCAUUCUACAAGAAAGAUCUUGCGAAGAGGUUACUACUGGGGAAGAGUGCAUCUAUCGAUGCUGAGAAGUCUAUGAUCUCCAAGCUCAAAACUGAAUGUGGGAGCCAAUUUACAAAUAAACUGGAAGGAAUGUUUAAGGAUAUUGAAUUGUCAAAGGAGAUAAAUGAAUCCUUUAAGCAGUCUUCACAGGCCAGGACAAAACUUCCUUCUGGGAUUGAAAUGAGCGUGCAUGUCUUAACGACUGGAUACUGGCCUACAUAUCCACCAAUGGAUGUUAGACUUCCUCACGAACUAAAUGUUUAUCAGGACAUUUUCAAGGAGUUUUACCUGAGCAAAUAUAGUGGAAGACGCUUAAUGUGGCAAAAUUCCUUGGGUCAUUGUGUUCUAAAAGCAGAGUUUCCGAAAGGAAAAAAGGAGCUGGCUGUGUCCCUUUUUCAGACGGUUGUGUUGAUGCUGUUCAAUGAUACUUCCAAGCUCAGCUUUCAAGAUAUCAAGGAUGCCACUUGCAUUGAGGAUAAAGAGUUGCGGAGAACAUUGCAGUCUCUUGCCUGUGGCAAAGUUCGCGUUCUCCAAAAGCUCCCAAAAGGAAGAGAUGUGGAGGAUGAGGACUCUUUCUUGUUCAAUGAGGAAUUUAGUGCACCUCUUUACCGCUUGAAGGUUAAUGCAAUUCAAAUGAAAGAGACUGUUGAAGAGAACACAACUACCACUGAAAGAGUAUUUCAAGAUCGCCAAUAUCAGGUUGAUGCUGCUAUAGUUCGCAUCAUGAAGACCCGGAAAGUGUUGAGCCACACCCUUUUGAUAACCGAGCUCUUUCAGCAGCUCAAGUUUCCAAUCAAGCCAGCUGACCUGAAGAAGAGGAUCGAGAGCCUAAUCGACCGGGAGUAUCUUGAGCGCGACAAGAGCAAUCCCCAGAUAUACAACUACCUUGCUUGAUGCUAAAAAACAAGCAUUCUCAUUAGCCAUGCUUUCGUCGUGCUGCAUCGUGGAUUGCACACAUUUGUGUACUCUUGGUGCAAGGAUGCUGGUAUAUUGUGGGAUAUAUGGGUGUACAGGAAACUUGAUCUUUGUUGUUUACAUACUCCAGCAGUUUAUGACUGGGGGCUGGAAAAAAAAAAAGAAAAAAAGAAAACUCACUCAUUUUAUUUCUCUUGCAGAAUUUUCCCCCUAUUUGGAAUUUGAUAAAUGCUUAUCUUAGAAUGUUGCUGAGGCUCGUGCACAUGCAUCGUAUAGUUGUAUGCCAUUUAUUCAGCUUGAAUGUCAUAGUAACCUUCCAAAAUUUA
Messenger RNA from Amborella trichopoda, 3090 nucleotides. It is a transcript of the gene CUL4, whose product is annotated as cullin4. The record is from RefSeq and is a predicted model, not a curated record. Lineage: Eukaryota; Viridiplantae; Streptophyta; Magnoliopsida; Amborellales; Amborellaceae. Gene Ontology annotation, cellular component: cullin-RING ubiquitin ligase complex. Gene Ontology annotation, molecular function: ubiquitin protein ligase binding. Gene Ontology annotation, biological process: ubiquitin-dependent protein catabolic process.